This is a messenger RNA of Peromyscus eremicus (cactus mouse), 1020 nucleotides long. It is a transcript of the gene Itgb3bp, whose product is annotated as integrin subunit beta 3 binding protein. The transcript has 9 exons. Gene Ontology annotation, cellular component: nucleoplasm. The record is from RefSeq and is a predicted model, not a curated record. Bases 208 to 810 code for a protein of 200 amino acids. Lineage: Eukaryota; Metazoa; Chordata; Mammalia; Rodentia; Cricetidae. Gene Ontology annotation, biological process: CENP-A containing chromatin assembly; regulation of DNA-templated transcription.
UCACUGCCCUGUUGCUCGUCUGUUGUGAGGUUGCUUUGUCCAGAAUAGUGAGAGAGGGUCGGCAGGGGCUAGGUGGGGCUCUGGCCCUGGACUCCCUGAACCCCCCCGCCCCUCACAUACACUCGGGCUAUUUAUCGUGCGGAGGCUGUUUCCGGCGGACCGCUGUAUGUGUGACACCGCAUCCAGUCCCCACUGCGCGGGCUUUUUAUGCUUCCGCGUUUGCGGUUUCUCAGUUGGUUCUACCCAGCAACGGUGUCCCUUCCCAGAGUCCCGACAUGCCGUAGAGUUAAAAGAUCACUGAAACUGGAUGAUCAGUUUGAAGAAAAUUCAUUUAGUCCUUCAAAAAUCAGAAGGAAGAAAAGUAUUACAGCUUAUUCUCCAACAACUGGAACUUAUCAAAUGAGCCCAUUUUCUUCUCCCUCAACCCCCAAAGAACAUGAGCGCGGAAAAGGACCAUCAAAUGGAAAAAGAAAACUGAAUAACCUCAGCUCACCUACAAUCAAGGAGUCCACAGCAAAAAACAGUGAUGAAUUCAUGGUAUUGCUAUCUAAAAUUGAGAGAUCAUCAGAAAAGACCAUGGAGAUAAUGAAAAAAUUAAGUAGUAUACAGGCUUUGGAGAACAACAGACAACUUGAAGAUCUCAUUGGCAUUUCCCUAGUACCAUGUUUCUUAAAAAGAGAAGUGGAGAAAACCAGAGAACUAAUGACAAGAGUCACAGAGCAAAAGCUGUGGGAGAAGAAGAGUUCACGAAUUCCUCCCAGAGAACAUCAUCUUGACAGCUUUGAAUUCUUUAAAGCCAUUUUAAACUGAGUGUUACCUUCACGUCUGACAACUGUGUCAAUCUACAUGGGUACUAGUCAACCUGUAAGAAUGCAGACCAGACUGAAAUGAAGAGUCAGUGAAAGUAAACUGUUAAGUUUACAACCCAUCUUCUAAUGGAGUUGAAAUGGAGUAUUUGUGGAUUUUUCUAAAUAGGAAAAAAUAAACGAGUCCAUUGUGCACUGCCUUUUUAUGCAAAAA